GGUUUAACUUUAAUGAAUAAUAAACCUAUUUAUGAUUACAUCUGAACUCAGAGAACAGUUUACAGCAAUCAAAGUCCGAAUUAACUGAUCUUUUGCCUAUUCAAGUACACAAACCGGUUACUUUAAAGUGAACCAAAUAAUCGGAACCUAACCAGAAUUUGUAAAUAACAUAAUUGCAUAGAGAAAGAGAAAGCUUAUUAUUAAAAGCUAAAUGUCCUGAGGCAGAUAAAUAAUCGUAAGGUAAUCAACAAUGUAAUUAUAACAGCCACAAGCUGAAUCCAACAACGUUUUACCGGAGAUUACCGGUAUUAAAUUAAUAAACAGAUAUAAGUUCAAGAUGAAGCCAGAUCUUAUCAAGAGAAAUGGCCUCUAAAACUCAACUGGCUAUAAAUAAAUUAACGGUGUUUCUAUAAAUAACUGAAAUUUCAGAGGAUUAACCAAUAUUUGUCUUUAAAUAGUAGAUAAGUAUAACUUGAUUACUUCACAAAUCUCUCAUUCAAUCGUCCAAUCUUCAGGGAUCCAUUAUAUUUGAUGGUUAUUAUUAUGGUUCAAUCAGCUUAUCCAGUGUAACUCCCCUCUGUACGACUCUCCUCCCUUUGAUCGUGAUACGAAACCAAAUCUUGUUUAUAACCUGCAGCAAAUCAAAGUUACAUGGGUUUAUGAUGAAAAAAUUACUUGUCAAAUAUUACGUGAAAUAACCUUGUCAGCUUAAUCAUCCAAGACACUAUUAUAAUUUUAGUAGACUGGAAAGUCCUUCAAAAAUCUAUGAAAACUCUUGGACUGUUUCAUUAUUUUCCCAAGUUUAACUUGAGUCACAGUUUUCAAGAGCUAAUUCAACCACUUGUGAAGCUUUAAAUGCUCCGACAAAACUUGAAGUAAAUUAAUUUUCUAAUAUCAUUGACAAUUGUGUUCGUCAAGUGAAAAGGUGAAAAAUUUUCCAUCUAAAAGUACAAUAGCUACAGUGUGUCAACGUGAAUAAGACAAAAUGAAAGACCACAAUUCAGAGUCAAGUCAAUUGGAAGCCUUUCGAUCCACUUUGUCAACUAAUAGUCGAUUAAAUGAUUUGCAUCUUGAUGAUACGUUAUUGAUCAAAUUUUUACGUUGCCGCAACUAUGAUGUGACCCAGGCAAUGACCGCCUUAACUGCGUAUGUUGAUAUAAUUAACAAACGAUCAGACUUGUUUUCCUGGACAGAUGAGAUCAAAAAAGUGAUCGAAGCAGGUAUUUUCCUUCACUACCCGGAAAGGACACCUGAUGGUUGUGUGGUGAAUCUGGUAACACCGGGUAAAUGGAAUCCAAGUGAUUUUUCAUACACAACUUACAUCAAACUGGCUAUCCUGUGGUCAGAAGUACUUUUACUCGAUGAAGAUGUUCAAAAAAAUGGUUUCAUCGUUGUCAUUGAUAUGAGCGGUAUCAAGCUAACACACAUUUAUCAUACAGGUGUUUCCAAUGCCAAACUGUUUUCCGAUUUGACUGAGCGCAUCUUACCACGAAAGUUGGCCUCGAUCCAUUUCGUCAACGCAAGUAGAUUCCAAGAUGCAGGACUCGCAUUAUUUAAACCAUUUAUGACAGCCUCAACGAAACAGGUGAUGCACUUCCAUAGUAAAGACUGUUCCACAUUGCACAAAUUUGUUCCUCCAAAUCUACUUCCAGCUUCUCUUGGUGGAUACGCCAAAGAGGUUCCAGCUUCAACAUACAUUCAUCUGUUGGAGAAAAACAAAGAAAAAGUAUUUAAAAUUUGGGAUCAAUUAAGAAAUUAAUUAAUUGGUGAAACUGAAAACAUUGAACAAGGAAAAAAGAUGUUUACUAUUCAAUAUUGCUGGUAUCGAGAUCCCCUUUUGUGUUUCCCUCCAAAAAAGGAGCAACAACCAAAGAGUAGACUUUGCUCUCACUCUUUGGUAACAACAAACAUGUGACGUCACAAUUUCUGGUUUUAGGUUAAUCAUUUGAUAAAACCGUUGAAUUUUACAGAUUUUGACUUGUAUAAUUUUAUUUAUAUUAAUAUUUUAAAUUAUAUCACGAAACUCAAUCAGUUUUAUUAUAAUUGUUAUUUUUUUACAAAGAAGUUACUCUGUACUGUAAAGUAUGCUUACAACAUGGAAGAGCAAAACUGGUUUAUUAAAUCAUCAGAACGACUUACAUCGA
Tetranychus urticae (two-spotted spider mite) is the source of this 2144-nucleotide messenger RNA. RefSeq names its product alpha-tocopherol transfer protein-like. Gene Ontology annotation, molecular function: phosphatidylinositol bisphosphate binding. The record is from RefSeq and is a predicted model, not a curated record. Gene Ontology annotation, cellular component: membrane. Lineage: Eukaryota; Metazoa; Arthropoda; Arachnida; Trombidiformes; Tetranychidae.